CUUCUUUCAACUGCACAUUGAGCAGUGAGCACACGAGCACAACAAUGUUCCACGUAUCUCAAAGCAAACACAUUCCAGCAUACAUACCACAAAAUGCGCCUUAACCCAAAAGGUGAUCGAGACAGCUUCCCGAAACGUGCUCAGCUCCCUAUUGUUGCAGGCACGCCAGAAGGCUCAGCAUGGUUCUGGGGAGGUUCUGAUGAACUUGGCCGUUUGAACCUCUUGACUCCUGAGCGCGUACAGAAAGCGACACGAGAAAAUGUCAAGACAGGCUGUGUUGUUUCGCUCAACCUACCUUUGAGCGAACCUUCGCCUCCAUUCUUUGGGCGAAGACCCAUUGAACAUAAGAUCAAGUCGAUCGGCAAAGGCGCUUUUGACGACGAGACCACGAUCAACACACAGUCGAGUAGCCAAUGGGACGGGUUCCGGCACUUCGCUGAUCCUAAGUCAGGGUGCUUCUACAACGGCAUUGUAUCUGAGGAGAUUGAAGGAGACGAGGGUCUGGACGAAGGUGGACCAGAAAGGUCAAGAAGACUUGGUAUCGAUGCCUGGGCGAGACACGGAAUAGUAGGACGGGGUGUGUUACUUGACGUAUACAGCUGGGCGCAAAAGGAAAGCCCCUACGAUCCGUUCACCGAGCAUUUCAUUACUGCAGAAGACCUGAAAGCCUGUGCUGAAUCACAAGGUGUCACGUUCCAGACAGGAGACAUUAUCCUGAUACGAACAGGUUGGCUCGAGAAGUAUACCACUCUCACGACGGAGGAAAAGGAGGACCGCAGUAAAUGGGAUGUUAUGAAGCAUCAGUAUGCUGGAUUGGAAGCUUCGGAAGACAUGAAAGAUUUCUUGCACGACUCAUACUUCGCGGCCGCUGCGACCGACAACGCCAAUCUAGAAGCUUGGCCGCCUAAAAGCUUUAAAGCGAGCUUACAUGCUGCGCUGCUUCCGCUUUGGGGCAUGCCAAUCGGAGAAUUAUGGGAUCUUGAGGCCCUUAGUCGAAAGUGUCGGCAGGAGAAAAGGUGGACCUUUCUGCUGACGAGUUCGCCCGCAAACGUACCCGGUGGAGUGGGGAGUCCGCCAAAUGCGUUGGCAAUAUUUUAGUAAUGGUUGCAUGCUUCCGUACUCUUUCAGGGGGUUGAUGUAUUUGAAGGUUCACCAUUUCUCUUUUGUCCCGAGUUUCUGACGUUUCUCUGACGUUUUUGAGGUUCUUGUAAAGGAUGGAUGGAUCAAGUUACAAUGAAACCCCUUGCAUUUGUCCACAACUAGAUUACAAGCACUGAUUCGUUGCCGAGGGAGACAACCAUGAGCAGUCGACCGUACUACUUUAUUUCUCAACAACACCCAAGAGUCGUCAUUUCUGCCGCCCUACACCAUUACAUACCACACCGGUUACUUCCAUGGCAUCUUUUUGCAAUAUUUGCAGUAC
This is a messenger RNA of Macroventuria anomochaeta, 1423 nucleotides long. RefSeq lists its product as uncharacterized. Bases 94 to 1098 code for a protein of 334 amino acids. The transcript has a single exon. Gene Ontology annotation, molecular function: arylformamidase activity. The record is from RefSeq and is a predicted model, not a curated record. Lineage: Eukaryota; Fungi; Ascomycota; Dothideomycetes; Pleosporales; Didymellaceae.